UUUUCUACCGCAGGUUUUAAAUGACUACGUCACGAAAGGAGCACACAGCUAGUAUCGCUAUCACACAACUCGGCAAGGCAUGGAUUGAACGACACUGCCGUAGCGACACGACAAGCGCAACUGUGUGCGGUUCGGAGCAAUUAUCAUGCUUUUGAUGGUUGGUGAGGAUUAGGUGUAUGGUUUGACCUUCUGAUUGAUUAUCAACAAUGGAAAAGAUUGACAACUAUUUCUAGGAGGAGGAAGUUAUGAAUUCUUGGAGUUAACUGUUUGAAAAAGAUUGUGAUUUAAGAUUUUAAAAUGGAUUACCUCGUUCCAUUUAGUAUCAUUUCCAUCCUGUUCCUGUGCCAGGAAUUAUGGGUAGCCGCUGAUAAUGCAAUCGUUGUCAAAGAAGAAGAGUCUAUGUAUCAAUGGAUAACAGGGGUCUGGGGCGGAUGCAAAAGUAAUUUCUGUGGUGAUGGUGGAGUGAGACUUCGUUCUGUUGGCUGCUUCCAAAUGAGUGGAUACGAAACAUUAGACUUCCACUGUCGGAAUAUUCCAAAACCAAAAACGAAAAAGCCAUGCUUCAAAAUCUGUGAUGAACACAAAAAUAUGGUCGCAUGGAAAAUAACAAACUGGGGCGAAUGUAGUCAAAGAUGGGAAGAUGUCCCAUGUCUAGGAACAACAACAGAGGGUGUUAUUAGACGCACCGUCCAGUGCCAUAUUUUAGACUCAAUGGACCAGUUGGAGAAUGAAGUGUGUGAAUAUUUUGAAGCAAUGCCCGAAACAGAAAAAGAGUGUGAAUUUAUAUGUCCGCAAAAUUGCGUCGUGUCUGAGUUUGGACCUUGGAGCACAUGUGUGUCAUGUUUGAUGGAGAAUCGGACUCGUACGCGACAGGUUUUGUCGCCGCCACAACAUAAUGGUGCUGCAUGCCCAGACUUGUCCGAGAUGCAACCAUGUCCAGCACAAGAAUGUGACAAUGGCGAAAAGAAAUACUUAUAUAAAGUUGGCCCGUGGCGACGGUGUCGGCAGUAUAAAGGGAAACGACAUAAGCAUUUUAUUCACCCGUUGGGAUACCAGAUGAGGGAUGUGGAAUGUAUCGAUUCAGAUGGAGUCAUUGCGGAUAAAGUGCAGAUUGUGCUGGACGUAGCAACCGUUAUGGAUUUUCCCAGCGAAUGCAUCAAAGAUGAGAAACCACCCCCAGAAGAAAGACGAGCAUGUGCGAUUCCCCAGGACUGUGUGGUAUCAAACUGGACCCCCUGGCGCCCGAUGAACCACUCCUGUUUGAUGAAUACAGGUGAAGUACUCCCAGGAUAUCAUUGGAGGACGAGGAUAGUGAUGGUUUUAUCAGUUGGUGAGGGUGCCCCAUGUCCUGUGUUGGAAGAAACUGCCUUGAACACGGAAGAAGAAGCAAAGGUAUUAUGCAAAAGUUACAAAUGGCUAACAGCUGCUUGGAGUGAUUGUGAGUCUCCAUCACUGGAUGCUGACAUGAAAGCAGAUGGAUGUAACUCUGGCCUGAUGGACAGGAGGGCGAUCUGUGUGAGAGAAAAUGAUGGAGUACCAGUCAACAGUGUGCACUGUAACACGGCCCCACCAACCCAGGUCAAAAGCUGCGAACUUGCAUGCUCCCAAACGUGUGUUGUGUCUUCUUGGUCAAAAUGGUCAACCUGUGAACCGCAUAAGUGCGUCAAUGAAAGACUUGUAGCAAUACACCGAGUACGAAAUGACGGGAGUAACACGCCCGACCUCAGCUACGACCUAAUGGCUGAACUACACCCCAAUCGUGAGGAGGUUGAUAUGAAAGGUGACAGAAUCCGCUAUCGUAAGAUCGAAAGCCUCCCGAAGAAUGAAACAGUACAGUGUCCCCAUCUGGAGGAGAGUCAAUCAUGCUUCCUACCUGCCUGCUACAGCUGGGUCUUGGGUAAUUUUGGUCAUUGCCAGCCGCAAGAUGAGAAGAAAAACUGUGGAAUUGGAUUCAGGCAUCGAUCGGUGCAUUGUUAUGGACAUGAAGAGAAAGAAAAAGUAAAAGAUGGGAUGUGUCUACGUGAAGUUCCCAAACCAGCCAUUAAGGAUGAAUGCUUCGUACCAUGCGAGAAUGAUUGCGUCUUAUCAGAAUGGAGUCCGUGGACACAUUGUUCUAAAACAUGCGGUAGUAGGCGCCACCCGGGGCAGAGACGACGAUACAGGACAAUUUUGGCUUACCCGAAGGAAGAUUGUUCUAAAACAUGCGGUAGUAGGCGCCACCCGGGGCAGAGACGACGAUACAGGACAAUUUUGGCUUACCCGAAGGAAGGCGGGCAAGAGUGUCCUGGGAAGAGUCGGCUUGUUGAGACCCUGCCAUGUUCUGCCGAGUUCUGUUCCCAGUAUCACUGGGGGACCUCCCCGUGGGAGAAGUGUAUUACCAUCAAUAAGACUGAGUGUGGCCCUGGAUCACAGAUGAGACAAGUCAUAUGCUACAAGGGCAACAAGGCUGUCCCUGAGAAAAGAUGUUACCCUGACAUCAGACCCGAUGCAACGCGAAACUGUACCGCUCCCUGCCCUAUAAACUGUAAGAUGACCAAGUUCUCAGAGUGGACCUCUUGUCCUGUUACAUGCAUGGCAGACAAAAAGGAAAAGCCAUAUCAAAUUCGUCAGCGCUACAUUCUCCAGCAUGCCCAAUAUGGGGGCACCAACUGCCCCUAUGGGAAUCGACAGACUCGUGUCUGCCCUGGACUUGAACCAUGCUACCGCUAUGGAUGGGAGCCAACAAAAUGGUCAGGCUGCGUAUUGCCACACAGAGAUCAGGAAUGUGGAAAUGGUGUAAGGACAAGAGCGCUUUACUGUGUGAGGACCAACAUCAGCGUCAAUGAAAGUGUGACAGUCACUAUUGACGAAUGUAUCAAACAUGGCUAUGAACCACCCAGUGUGGUGCAAGACUGCGUCCUCUCAUGUGACAAGCUAUGCGAUUUGUCCGGCUGGUCUGAUUGGUCGAGAUGUACCAAGUCGUGUCUUGGUCAUAAGCGGCGUUCACGGUUUAUGAUUGGCUCUAGCAUAUCCAAAGAGGAAUGCCGCGAUAAGGAAAAAUACCCAAUGGUUGAAAAAAUACAAUGUAAAUGUCCAAAAUACACUGUAAAACACGUUGGUGAUUGGUCUGAUUGCAUCUUGGAGGUAGAGGGCAAAGGUCAUCCCAUCAUAGGUCAUGGCAUCAAGGGCGAAUGUGGUGGUGGUAGACGAUACAAGGCGCUGAUGUGUAAAGAUGAUAAGGGAUUUAAAGGGAGAGCAUUAGAGUGCUCGGAUAAAGCAUUCAAGGAAGAAGUGUGUGUCUUCAACUGCCACAAGGAUUGCUUAAUGUCCAAGUGGACACCUUGGACAGCUUGCACUGCCACCUGUGGAUGUGGAGUGCAGACUAGAACACGAAAACUGAUGGAGAAAGCUCACGUUGGAGGCCGGAAGUGUCCAAAGUUGGAUAACUCAAAGCAGGAGACUGAAACGAGACCAUGCUGUGGUGACUCAUGUGACAACUACAAGUGGAUCACAGAACCUUGGAGCCAGUGCAGCCUUGGGAUGCCCAUGGCAGGUAUGGAGGACUUUAACUGCGGACCUGGUACCCAGGAGAGAUCAGUCAGAUGUGUGUAUGAGUCAUCACGAACUACCCAGAAAGAGAUCAACGCAUCUAUGUGUGAUCACCACGCAAAACCUCAACAGACAGCCUUCUGUCAUGUUCCUUGUCCCGGCGACUGUAUCGUCAGCCAAUGGUCUGAAUGGUCUCUGUGCCCACAGCCUUGCGACAUCCUCCAGUCAGGAACUCGUCAUCGAAGUAUCCUCCAGAAAGCCAAGGCCAACGGACCGCCCUGCCCCCAGCUCAACGAAAUACAACCAUGCAUCCUCAAUCAGACAUGCCAUGAGUAUUCAUGGCAAUUUACCACCUGGAGCAGUUGUCUCUUGCCUGGUGCUGCCACUUGUGGAAAUGGGAAGAAAAUACGGCAUCGUCAGUGUGUGCGCCAUGAUAGGAGAAUCGUUGCUAGUGAACAUUGUGAAGGGUUGAAUGAAAGUAAAGUGGCUGGGCCUUUGGAGAUCUCCUGCUCGACGACGUGUGAUGUAGACUGCGUGGUCUCCCAUUGGUCAGAGUGGACAAAGUGCGACAGGGACUGUGGCAUCGCAUACAAGCGACGCUGGAGGUCCAUACUUCUGAAACCUGAAGGUCGGGGGCGUGACUGUCCACCGUUACUGGACCAGAAGAUGCCGUGUGAGGUGAAGAUGUGUUAUAAGUGGGACGUGUCUCAAUGGACAGAGUGUCAAGUCCUGGAGUCUGGGUGUGGAGGAGGCAUGCGUUACAGAAACAUAACUUGUCGCCAAGAUGAUGAAAAGAAAGUCAGUCGAGAUCUUUGUGUGAAAAAUCUUGGGCGAUUAGAGGAUCUUCAAACAGAGACCUCAUGUCGAGUGCCUUGUCCUGGGGAUUGUGUCAUGUCGCGAUGGUCCCGUUGGGGAGAGUGUGUUAGAAAGGGUGAUGGGCCGGAUGAAGAAGGCAUCCAAACACGCUCCAGGGCAAUCCUCAGCUUCCCGGCCCAUAGUGGUGCACCUUGCCCAACUGACCUAUGGGAAACACGGCCAUGCAAAGAAGGGGAGUACUACACAUUUAAAUGGCAUGUUUCAGAUUGGAAGAAUAAUACGAGGGAUACAUGGUGUCAGCGAUCAGAUGGUAUCAGAGCUAUAGGGGGAUGUCCUGAAUCCUUGAAGCCGCUCACAAUCAAAUCAUGUAACCCAGAAUGUCUCGUCCCGAACACCUACUGCCACGAUAUCAAUGAAUGCCGAUGUUUGGAAGGUUUUGAUGCAAUCCUUGACUCACAGGGGGCGCUGCGUGAUUGUAACAUGACAGUCAAUGCGAGUCAGAAGACACAAGACGGUACGGAGAUGCUUGCAAUCUACUAUCCACAUCCACCGACAUCUUCAAAAUAUCCCGCAAAAAAAGAUGACGUUACGAAUUUUUGGAUGUACGCCGUUAUUGGAGCUGGAUCUGCUUUUAUCAUAUUCGUGGCAAUAGCUUUGUACACCAUGUGUCGGCGUUUUGAGAAAGAGCGUCGCCAGCAACAACUCUCAUGUGUGGAACAGCAAUCCGACUCGAACCCGAGCUCCGGCCUCGCCAACAACUCCCAGCAUACCCAUUCCAAAAAAGUCGGUCUGACCUCAGUUCAUCCUCUCAACCCCAUGACCCCGUCGCGGAUCGAAAAAAGAGAGGAACCCAAGUACCGCCGUGACCGUAGUCAUCAGCCCUUCUCCCAGAGCUAGUCGUGAUAUCUCUGGUGUCAACUUGUAUGCUUUGAAUGAAAAUGGUGCGUCACCAUCAAGGGAGCGCCUUACUCCAAAACUGCCUCACUUGUGAUGCAACUUCAGACAAAACUGGUGACUCUAGACUCGUAUGAUAGAAAUGUGCUAACUCGGCGCCUGUCGCAUCUCUGAUGUGCCAGCGCUAGCAGCAAUAAAGAAAGUAGUGAUUCUGGAUCUGUUGAUUUCUUCAACUUGAACUUGACCUUGAAGAAAAUAGCAGGUUCAUGGUUGACCGUGGAAACAUCGAGGUCACUGAAAGAAAUGGAAUACAAAUGGCCAACUAGCUGUGUAGGGAUGCACCUAUGGAGGAUACUGGUGACCCUAGAUAUGUUUUGUAAGACUAUUAAUAAUGCGAUAACUGACAAGUCACUCUUGGUAUCACGCCAUUUGUAAUAUCAACUGUCAGUGUGACUGACCAGUGAUAUUGUGAUCCUAUGCUUGGAGUGUCAAAAAAAGUGACAGCGCAAGCAGGUGGUCAUGUUUGACCUUAAAUAUGUUUUAACAGCUUAAAAACCACCAGCGUUCAGGUGUUAUAUUGAAAGGACUGGACCUCGUGAGGGAUUAGGUCAUAGACAAUGUCCACCCAGCAGUGAAAUGGAAAGGACUGGACCUUGUGAGGGAUUAGGUCAUAGACAAUGUCCACCCAGCAGUGCAAUGGAAAGACAGUUGAUGCCGCUUGAGUUGUGUAAAGCUUCAUAUAUUUUUUACUUUCAUUGUCGUGUGCAUGAUUGUCUCACUUUAAUGCCGAACCAAUAUUUAGAAUUGUAAGAAGCAAUUUACAGUAGCCCACAUUGGAUAUCAUAGAAUAAAUCCAGAGACAUAACUUC
Molecule: messenger RNA, 6107 nt
Organism: Lineus longissimus
Lineage: Eukaryota; Metazoa; Nemertea; Pilidiophora; Heteronemertea; Lineidae
Product: thrombospondin type-1 domain-containing protein 7A-like
Exons: 29
Coding region: 298-5241 (1647 amino acids)
Source: RefSeq, a predicted model, not a curated record